AUCAUCAAGCUUAUAAUUUUGAGUCGCAAACUCUGGAUAAAAUGACGACGGCAGCGCGACCGACGUGGACUCCGGCGGGCGGCGGCGGUGGAAUCUUUGGGGCGUCGGAGUACUCAUCGAGGGUUCCCAAGCUCAGGGAAUCUGUGAGGAAGCAUUCUAGUUUAUUUUCCCUCAACCCAACAAGGUUGCAAAAACCUGCAAUAAAAGCUAACAAGUGUUCCCGAAUAAAACCCUCGAUGAGCAUCGAAAAGGACCAAGGGUUUAGAAUGGAGGGAACUAGUAGCGUCUUGAAAGAGAAAGACGCAGUGAUAAUUGUCGAUCAUGGAUCAAGACGCCAAGAAUCCAACCUAAUGCUAAAUGAAUUUGUUGCAAUGUUUAAGGGUAGAACUGGGUACACGAUAGUGGAACCUGCUCAUAUGGAAUUGGCUGAGCCAUCAAUUAGAGAUGCAUUCAAACUGUGUGUUCAGCAAGGAGCCAAGAGGAUUAUCGUCAGUCCAUUCUUUCUAUUUCCAGGGCGGCAUUGGCACCAGGAUAUCCCUUCGUUGGCAGCGGAGGCAGCUAAGGAGCACACGGGUGUGUCCUAUAUCGUUACAGCACCUCUUGGUCUACAUGACCUUUUGGUGGAUGUGAUGAAUGAUCGAAUUAAACAAUGCCUAUCCCGUGUGGCUGGUGAUGCUGAAGAGUGUACUGUAUGCGCUGGCACGGGCAGAUGCCGUGAAUAUGGACUCCAUUGAAGUGUAGACCUCUAGAAACAUGAAAGACGUACAAUGGAAAAAAAUAGGAGCUAAAGCUUGUGGGUUUAAUAUUUAGCGUCUUUGCCUGUGGACGACAGAAGCAUUCUAUUUGUCUACAUGAUUUUUCAUUAUUUUUAGGCUCCUUUGUAUUCGUAGCGUGGCUAGUUUUCCUACAUCAAGUAUUUCAUAAGCUUCUUUUAUCA
Molecule: messenger RNA, 937 nt
Organism: Asparagus officinalis (garden asparagus)
Lineage: Eukaryota; Viridiplantae; Streptophyta; Magnoliopsida; Asparagales; Asparagaceae
Product: sirohydrochlorin ferrochelatase, chloroplastic-like
Exons: 6
Coding region: 42-734 (230 amino acids)
Molecular function (GO): lyase activity
Source: RefSeq, a predicted model, not a curated record